Messenger RNA from Melozone crissalis (California towhee), 1674 nucleotides. RefSeq names its product bridging integrator 2 (gene BIN2). The record is from RefSeq and is a predicted model, not a curated record. NCBI's taxonomy places the organism in Eukaryota, Metazoa, Chordata, Aves, Passeriformes, Passerellidae. Gene Ontology annotation, biological process: plasma membrane tubulation; podosome assembly; phagocytosis, engulfment. The transcript has 11 exons. Gene Ontology annotation, molecular function: phospholipid binding; protein binding. Gene Ontology annotation, cellular component: cytoplasm; podosome; plasma membrane. The coding region runs from base 1 to 1674 and encodes 557 amino acids.
AUGGCCGAGGGCAGGGGCGGCAGCGCCGGGCUCUUCGCCAGGCAGGUCCAGAAACGCUUCAGCCGCGCCCAGGAGAAGGUUUUGCAAAAAUUGGGCAAAACGGUGGAAACCAAAGAUGAGCAGUUCGAGCAGAGCGCCUACAACUUCCAGCUGCAGCAGAACGAGGGUCACAAACUCUACAAGGAGCUCAAGGGGUUCGUGGGAGCCGUGAGAGUGAUGCACGAGAGCUCCCGCAGAGUGGCCGAGACGCUGCAGGACAUUUACAGCCCUGAGUGGGACGGGCACGAGGAGCUCCGGGCCAUCGCCGACAGCAAUGACCUCCUGUGGGAGGACUACGAGGCCAAGUUGGUGGACCAAGCCCUGCGGCUCAUGGAGAAUUACCUGGCUCAGUUCGGCGACUUCAAGGAGCGCAUCGCCAAGCGGGGCCGAAAGCUCGUGGACUACGACAGCGCCCGGCACCACCUGGAGGCUCUGCAGAGCGCCAAGAAAAAGGACGAGGCCAAAAUCGCCAAGGCCGAGGAGGAGUUCAAUAGAGCCCAGGCGGUGUUCGAGGAGCUGAACAGGGACCUGCUGGAGGAGCUGCCCGUCCUGUACGGCAGCCGCCUCGCCUGUUACGUCACCGUUUUCCAGAACAUCUCCAACCUCCGUGACGUCUUCUACAAAGAGAUGAGCAAGCUCAACCGGGACCUGUACGAGGUGAUGAGCAAACUGGAGAAACAGCACUCGAGCAAGGUGUUCAUCAUCAAAGGUGUCCCCAGCAAUCGCCGCUCUCUGGUCAUCUCCGCCCCCGUGAGCCCCCCGGCCAUGUUCCCCUGCCCGGACAAGGCGCCCGUGCUGGACGCGGAGGUGACACCGGCGUCCCCCGGCGGGGACAGCGCCGCCACCGACACCGACACCGACAGCGCCGGCCCCGCGGAGCCGGGGGCUGUGUCCCCCGGACCCCCCCCGGCUUCCCCCGCCAGCGGCGGCUCCCUGGACACGGCCUCGGUGUCCAGCGAGGAGAGCGCGGAGCAGGGGACAGCGGUGACAGGGUCGGUGUCCAGCGAGGGGACGACGGAGCCCGGUCCCGUCCGCGACAAGGAGCCCUCGGAGCAGGCGACAUCGGUGACAGGGUCGGUGUCCACCGAGGAGCCCCCAGAGGAGGUGACAGCGGUGACAGGGUCGGUGUCCACCGAGGAGUCCCCUGAGCCCAUCUCCGACCCCGACUCUCUGUCCCCCGGUCCGGAGCCACCGGCGACAGCCGCGGAGCCGGGGGGUGACAGCGGGGCGCGGGGAGGGGUCGAGGGCAUCGCCACCUCGCUGGCGUCACUGAUUUUAUCCGAGGCCAUCGCCCAGGCCGCUGGCACGCUGUCAGCAGCGCCGGGGACAGCGGCGGGCACGGCAGGGGACAGCGCGGCCACCAGCGCCGAGGGUCGGGCGCGGCCCGCGGUGUCCCCCGCCUCAGCUGUCCCCUGCCGUGUCCCCGGCCCCGCGGCGUGUCCCCGGGAGCCGUGCCAGCUCGGCGGAGAGCGGGGACAGCGCGGGGACAGCGGGGGCAGCGCGGAGGCGGCGGAUGCCGAGCCAGAGGGCUGUUCCGGGACACCGGAGCAGGACAAGAGCCAGGACACGAGCCGGGACCCCUCAGGUGCUGCAGACCCCCCCCAGGAUCCCCCCGAGUUCCUCAGCGCCCUCUGA